AUGGCGAAGAAUCUAGAGCAUCAAAACAGUCAGGUGAUGAGGGCUCUGCGAGCUUCACUGAAAUUUAGAAACAACAGAGUUUCUAUCAUCAAUUCAGAUCCAUCCAGCAGGGCAUUUGUCUUUUGGUUUAUGAUUUCAUGUUAUUUCCCGCUGAUUGCUGCAUGUUUGGGUCCGAUUGCCAAUACCAUAUCCAUUGCAUGCGUCGUUGACAAAUGGCGUGAAUGGGGGGUCUCCCGGAACAAGAACGGCGAUAUAACAGCAAACCAAGUUAGGGACCCGACUGAUGUGUUUGUGCUAAAUAUUAUUUCCCUGGUGAUUGGUUUUGUAUCGAACGUUGUUCUACUAUUCCAUUUUGCUCGGAAACUGAGCUACUUGAAAUCCCAACUCAUUAAUAUUACUGGAUGGACCGCGGCCGGGGUACUUCUAUUGGUAGACGUUAUCGUAUGUGGUACUAGAGAUGUGAAACCAAGGUAUCAGAAGACUAUUGGGUUUUGGUACGCCUGUUUCACAUCCGGACUGUAUCUGGGUUGUGCGCUGGUGCUAUCAAUACACUACAUUGGAUAUGUGUUGAAAAAAUAUCCGGCUACUUUCAACUUACUCCCCAACGAACGGUCGAUCAUGGUGUUUACUGUUAUGUUUUCUCUCUGGCUGAUAUGGGGGGCGGCUAUGUUUUCCGGUCUGUUGGGAAUUUCGUUUGGUAAUGCGCUAUAUUUUUGUACCGUGUCACUUCUGACAAUUGGAUUAGGUGAUAUCUUGGCAGAUAACGUGUCGUCAAAGAUAAUGAUUUUGGUAUUUUCGAUAUCGGGUGUCAUUAUCCUUGGUUUGAUCGUUUACAUGACUAGAUCCAUUAUUCAAAAAUCGUCAGGGCCCGUAUGGUACUUUCAUAGAUUAGAAAGGAAAAGAUCGAAAAUAUGGAAAAAAGUAUGUGCAGGUGAGUUGAAACUUACUGACGAGGAAAGUUUUGAUUUGAUGACAAAAGUUAAAAGGGUAUCAAAGAUCAGAGAAAACAUUUUUUCCGUCACAACAACUAUUUUGAUCUUCUCAUGUUUCUGGUUGUUGGGUGCCUGUGUCUUUCAUUUUUGUGAAGGAUGGUCAUACUUUAAUUGCAUAUACUUUUGCUUUCUGUGUUUGUUAACUAUCGGAUAUGGUAGCGAUUAUGCCCCAGAGACUGGGGCGGGGAGAGCAUUUUUCGUGUUGUGGUCCAUCGGUGCUGUUCCCUUAAUGGGUGCCAUUCUUUCUACCGUUGGUGAUCUGUUGUUUGACAUGUCUGAUAGCAUUGACGUGAAGUUGGGUGAAAAAUUUGAUAGUACUGUAAAAUCAAUAGUCAUCAACGGUAAAGGUGCCAUCACCUCUUUGAACUUCACGCGAGGUACUUUGGUGGACACAGAAGCUGAAAAUCAGACUGGCAUUGAAGAUAAACCUUUAACGGAAAGUCAGAGAAAGAAAGUAGAAAACCUGGACAUCGUGAAGGAAUACAAUAGUUCUUUGGAGGAUAACGACGAAUCCGACAGAAGCUUUAGCGUUAUACCGUCCCUGGAUGGGUUUUCAGAGUAUGAUCUUACUCUGGAAAGAAUGGCGUCUAAUCAAUCGGUAGAGUUAAACAAGCUCAAGGAGUUGAGACUACUUUUGAAGUCACUUUCCAGACUCCAUAAGAUAUCGGUGGAGGACAAAAAUUUCAAACUCAAUUACAAGCAAUGGAAGAAUUUGCACUCAUUACACACCCAUGAAGAAGAACUAGAAGGUUAUGAAAAAACCAAUUUUUGGGUCUCCGACCUGUCUCCUUUGAAGUAUCCACUAAACGAGGCCCAUUUUGCAUUUUUGAGAUUGUCUGAGGCGGUUGACAAACUUGUUUCUAGCCUAAUUGAGAAGGACGAAGCCAAAGUAGACAGCUUACGUCCAGUGAUGUCUAAUUUAUUAUCGAGACAUGGCAGUAUAGUCAGCCGCACCAAGUCGAAUGGCAGCACUCAUUUUGUUGGCGAUAACGACAGAGCACGCUACAACAGUGUAAGUGUUGCAAAAUCGCAUGACGAUGUAAACGCUAGGUUAAGAAGUGAUAAUAUACGGAGUAGAAAGGCUACUGGAACAGUCCAGCUCCAAACCGACAGGGAGUCGGGUGACACUCGCGAGAAUUAUGGCGGUUCCACACCAAGCAUCCUCAGUAGUAAUGUAAGCUCGAAGCUUGUCGACCCGUCCCCUGGUCAUUCCAACGAUGGUGAUACAAGAAGUUACCUCACCGAUGUGGCUGAUUCGGAGAGUGAUAACGAAGCGAACCCGGCAGCCGGACAUUUUGAUGUAAAAACCAUAUAG
Messenger RNA from Huiozyma naganishii CBS 8797, 2307 nucleotides. It is a transcript of the gene TOK1, whose product is annotated as Tok1p. Gene Ontology annotation, molecular function: potassium ion leak channel activity. The record is from RefSeq and is a predicted model, not a curated record. Lineage: Eukaryota; Fungi; Ascomycota; Saccharomycetes; Saccharomycetales; Saccharomycetaceae. Gene Ontology annotation, cellular component: membrane. Gene Ontology annotation, biological process: stabilization of membrane potential; potassium ion transmembrane transport. The coding region runs from base 1 to 2307 and encodes 768 amino acids. The transcript has a single exon.